AUGUCCAACCGAUCAUCAGUCCCAGUCACCACCCUCUCACUCUCCUCAUCCGCAUCCUCAUCCUCCCACAACCCUCUCCCGGAUGUCGGCACCCGAGACUACACGAUCCUCAAGGAAGUCGGCGAUGGCUCAUUCGGCACGGUCUGGCUGGCCGAUUGGCACUCCCCUCUCACCCUACCCCCAGGCACCCAACCACCCGGACCAAGCUCACGACCAGAGUACAAGGGAAAACAACUGGUGGCAGUCAAGAAGAUGAAGAAAACAUUCGAUGGAGGCUGGGAGGAAUGCAUGAAGCUCAAAGAACUCAAGGUUAGUAUCCCACUAUCCACUCACUAA
Puccinia graminis f. sp. tritici CRL 75-36-700-3 is the source of this 336-nucleotide messenger RNA. Its product is annotated as male germ cell-associated kinase. The transcript has a single exon. Lineage: Eukaryota; Fungi; Basidiomycota; Pucciniomycetes; Pucciniales; Pucciniaceae. Bases 1 to 336 code for a protein of 111 amino acids. Gene Ontology annotation, molecular function: protein kinase activity; ATP binding. Gene Ontology annotation, biological process: protein phosphorylation. The record is from RefSeq and is a predicted model, not a curated record.